This is a messenger RNA of Bombus pyrosoma, 4320 nucleotides long. Its product is annotated as paternally-expressed gene 3 protein-like. NCBI's taxonomy places the organism in Eukaryota, Metazoa, Arthropoda, Insecta, Hymenoptera, Apidae. The record is from RefSeq and is a predicted model, not a curated record. The transcript is spliced from 11 exons. Bases 895 to 2922 code for a protein of 675 amino acids.
CAGUCGCGAGUCGAUCGCCUUUCGUCCCGCGUUUAAGAGGUUGCCAUGAUGAGAUUCGAUGAUGUUUGAUGUUCGAUUAGAUUGGCUUAGAUCGAAUAGGAUAUAGAGUUCGACGUGACUGAAGGAGUUGGUGACUUGAAGUUGUUGGAAGUAAUUUUUGAUUGUAUCUCCGUUUUCCUUAGCUUUUCUUUUUUACGUUUUUGGUUUCAUCCGAUUGGUUGAGAACAACAAUUUGUUCGUUUCAUCAGUUUGAUCAGCUAUCGAGUUUGUUUAGUUGGGCUUGUUGUUUGAUAUAUCAUGUAUUUUGUUUUGAUGCAUUGAAACGAACUAAUUUGAACCGUUGUUUUAUGAGUAAGACUGCGAGCUGCUUUCGGAAUAAUUCUUUUUAGUAGAAUUUGUCAUAAUUUGUUAGAAAUGUACAGUGAAUGAAUUUGGGGGAUUUCGAUAUCCAUCUUCUUCGUUCUAUAAGUUUCAACUUUACUCACUGUAGAUUUAAUUAUUAACACUUUUAUUAUUUGUAAAUAUACCAUGAUACUACUUUUUCUCUUUUUCCAAUUUACAUCGCUGUAUUGUCGUUUCCUCUUAUACGUCAACCAUACCAACAAAUCUUUUAUUUGAACCGAAAAGGGCUCCCUCUAUGUUUAUCGUCAGUAACAACGAAACAUAUAUUCUAUAAGAAUAUUGAGCCUUGAAUUAUAAUCAGAUUUUACGAAUUUGAAUCUCAUUUUGAAAAUGGAGCGCUAGAUACUCGACUACAGAAUACUUCGUGGAACGAUUCAAAUUCAAAAAGUUUGGAUAGAUUUGGUAACCGUUUGGUUAUUCUGCCCUCGACGACCUAAACAACAGAAAAACGAGCUUCUUCUAAGGUUCUUUUGUAGUAGUUGGUCGUAAGCAAUGUGUAUCGACGUGCCUAGAUCAAAUCUAAUCAUGGAGAAUGAAGUAACUACGACCUCUGAAAUAUUCAAGACGUCAGAUAUUAAAGGAUGGAUAGGAUCGGUGUUUUUCGCCACGUCACAGACUGUCGUAGGCCAGACAUUGUUCAAAAUCAUCGACUCGUUUCUCUGGGUCGUCGAAAAGUCUGCACAAUGGAGCUUACCAGCUCAGGAAGUUGAAUCUGACGACAAUGGCAAAAUAUUCGGGAAGAUAAAACUUAUCAGACCCCUACCGUGGUUUCUAUUCCUGCCAGGAUUAGUGAUCCUUCGAAUCAUCAGAUGUACAAUUAACGUUGGUGCUUAUGUUUUCGGCUAUUCAACAAUCGAACCGAGUGGAAUGGUAAAAUUCGUGCAAAGGAGCCGCAGACGAUUAAGAACGCUGAACUUGAAGAUAGCGAAAUCAAUGCGGCGUGGUCCGACUAACAAGGACAAGAGAUUGACGAUGAUCGAGGCCAAGAAGGCCCUAAUCAGAUCCAUCAGAUUGACUUUGUCGACUUUGUCUUGCUUGGAUACGUCUAAAUCGUCGCCUUCGCCACCGCCAACGAAAAUUCGCAUAAGUCAUGCGGAUCUUGAACCGGUGACAACGCCGGACGAAAAAUCAACCACAGAAUCUGUCGACAGUCCGAUACAACAUGAAGCGAAACGCAAAUUUUCUCAGCUCAGUUCGGACGAAAAAGAUACCGACGAGUCGGAUAAUGAAGCGCUGAAUUUGAAACUUGAAAGAUUGGCCAUGGAAGACAGCGCGGACGAUUUAGAUUUUAACUUUCCCACGUGUAGCACAGGGAUCGACACACCAUGCAGCUCGGUGAGCAGCGAUGAAGCGGACAAAGAUGUGUCUUUAACGGAGUUGAGGGACAUUCAGAAGGAAGCUAAAGAAUUCCUCCAAAAAGUGAUUAGUCCAUCUACGAAGACAGUGACACAGAGUUUGGAGAAAUUGGAGGACACCCCGGAUGGCGAGAAAUGCGGCGUGGACAGUUCGGAAUCCCAAUUGCAAAAGGUGACCCGUAGCUCUCAAACUUUUAUCGUUCAUGAAAUAUCGUCUAUGUCGGAGCAAUUGCCAACAGACACGAUCCUGUCACCGGGAGAAACCAAUGCAGUGUUCAUCGAAAACCAAAAAGAGCCAGCAACUUGCGAAUUACCGUCAGCGCAAGAUUCUUGCAAAUUAUCGCCAAAGGAAGAAUUUUGCGAAUUACCGUCAGCGCAAGAUUCUUGCAAAUUAUCGCCAAUAGAAGUAUUUUGCGAAUUACCGCCAGCGCAAGAAUCUUGCAAAUUAUCGCCAACGGAAGAAUCUUGCGAAUUACCGUCAGCGCAAGAUUCUUGCAAAUUAUCGCCAACGGAAGAAUUUUACGAAUUACCGCCAGCGCAAGAAUCUUGCAAAUUACCGCCAGCGCAAGAAUCUUGCGAAUUACCGUCAGCGCAAGAUUCUUGCAAAUUAUCGCCAACGGAAGAAUUUUACGAAUUACCGCCAGCGCAACAAUCUUGCGAAUUACCGUCAGCGCAACAAUCUUGCGAAUUACAGCCAGCGCCAAAAUUUCGCGAAUUAUCGUCAGCACCAAAAUUUCGCGAAUCACCACCACUAAUCCCAAAAUUUUGCGAAUUAUCGUCAGCACCAGAAUCUCGCGAAUUACCGCCAGCGCAAGAAUCUUGCGAAUUGCUGUCAACGGCAAACUCGUGCGAAUUACCGCGAGAAUCUUGCGAAUUACCGUUGACGCUAAAAUCUUGCGAAUUGCCGCCAAUCCCAAAAUCUUGCGAAUCACCUUCAGCUCCAGAAUCUUGCGAAUUACCGUCAGCACCAGAAUCUUGCAAAUUACCACCAGCGCCAGAAUCUUCCGAAUUGCCGCCGUCUCAAAUACCUUGCGAAUUAACGCCAGCACCAAAUACUUGUACAUUAGCGGAAGCUCCUACUCUGGACAAGAAAGGAUUGCCAAUUGUGCAAGAAAAGAAGAAUUACAAGCCUAACAAUGUUGAACAUCACCGAGUUACCAACUAAACCUUCUUGACUCAAAAACUCAACCCGAAUAGAGAUGCUGUUCUCUCUCCAACGUUCCCCUAGAUAGGAAUCGUAGAAAGAAGGAAGUACGAAAACAGAAUCUCCCGACCAUAUUAGGACAAUCAUAGAUCACAAUCGGAAUUUUACGAAAAUCGAUUCUCUCUUUUUUUUUUUAUGUUCCUAGUUUUUAGCGAUCAUUCGUUAUCGAUAAAAUCGACAAAAUCGUAUUGCGCUCGACCGUCGCCUAAAUUAAAAAAUCGAGAUAUAUUUAUUUUCAGCACCACUAACGUUAAUAUUCCAAGUUUCAACGACAUGGAUUUCUAAAUUUAAUAAUUUCAAGCUACUAAUGUAAGCCUACGUAAUUAUUUGAGACACCACUUAUGCUGGUAUUUUAUGUUUCAACGGUUCUCGUUUGUAAAGUUAAUAAUUCAGUGUAAAUAUACGCUUCUUACUUCGUUUGAUCCAUUUUCAGCUAAAUGACUUUGUAAAUUCGUGUUGGACAUUUUUCUGACAUUCGGGAUUCUGAUAUUCGGGAAAAUGCUAUAUCGAGAAAGAGCGGUCCGAUCGUUACGAAAGUUCCGUUCGAGACGGCGAUGUAUCGCUAGCACGGUCAACGAUAAAAAAAAAUUCUGGCAGAUAAUAGGAUAUAAUAGUUGAACGAUUCACAGGGAAGAUGGAAUUCUAACCACUUGUGCAAUAUUUGGUAAAAAAUGUCUGAUCUAUUCGGCAUGGUGUAAACUUGCACGACGUUUUCUCGUGUUGCUCAAAGUACAAAAUGGGACACGUUAUCGUGUUCAGCCUCCCGCUUCAGAGAUAAUUCGUGUAGCCAUUUAUCGUGGUUGCAUUUCAAUUUUUCAUGCGCGGUCAGUCUGUAAAAAUAACGUCGAGAAGAGAAGUUGGAGCUACUCUUGUAAAAUUUACAAUCGAUAGUAAUUAAUAGAGAAGUAAAUUAAGAGAUAGUAAUUAUAUAGCAGAAUGUUCUUGAAACUUCGAAGAUUAUUCCUGAAAGGAAAAACUGAAAUUAACAUGUAGUAAUUGAAAAAAAAAAAAAAAAAUCAGAUUCGCAUCGUUGAAGCUUCAAGAGGAUCGUUCUGUUUUUUAGUUUCCAUUCAAUUUCAAAAAUGAAAAUAAAGACACUAUAUAUUAAAGAAGACUGAAUAUGAUUACUUAGAAAAGCUUGAUCUCUCAUAGCUGGAAUAACAGUUUAGAUCACGUUUACGAUAUACUUUACGAGCGAUUAAAAACCCCGAUAUAAAUUUCCCUAAAUAAUCAUGUUAAAUUAAUCUAAAAAGUGCACACGAAUGUGAAAUUAUUCAAAAUGUUUUUAUAUUACUUUUGCAAAAUGAAAUUUCUAUUUUCGAACAUAGUGUCAUUUCUUAAUAAAGAAAGCCAGAUAUA